This is a messenger RNA of Cavia porcellus (domestic guinea pig), 9650 nucleotides long. It is a transcript of the gene Glra3, whose product is annotated as glycine receptor alpha 3. The record is from RefSeq and is a predicted model, not a curated record. The coding region runs from base 484 to 1878 and encodes 464 amino acids. NCBI's taxonomy places the organism in Eukaryota, Metazoa, Chordata, Mammalia, Rodentia, Caviidae. The transcript is spliced from 10 exons. Gene Ontology annotation, biological process: signal transduction; nervous system process; chemical synaptic transmission. Gene Ontology annotation, molecular function: glycine binding; extracellularly glycine-gated chloride channel activity; transmembrane signaling receptor activity. Gene Ontology annotation, cellular component: neuron projection; synapse; plasma membrane.
CCCUUUACCGAGCUGGGUUUUUCCCAAAGGUGAAGAGUGAGAUUCAGACGAGCGCCUCUUGGAGCAGGUGGACACAAGUAUCCUCGGUUUGGCUGUUGCAGCUGUUCUUCCUCCAAACGAGGGGUGUGAGCCAAGAAAAGACAAGCAUUCUGCCCCGGUUGAUAGAGCUCCAGUGAACUGUUGCUCAGAACCUGGGCACUUUAAACACCUCAUUUCCCUCCUUUCCCUGUACACAUCACCUCACAUGUGUAACCCCGUGUCUGUCUUUGCUGCUGCUUGCUCAGGACGGUAGAAGGGAGUUUGAAGCAGCUGGACCAGAGGGUCUCCCAGUGCUGCGGGGAGCUGUCCAGGGUACCGAAGCAUCGCAGGCGCUGUUGCCACCUCCACCGUGCCAGGUUAGGCUGCACAUUCUCAUUUCUGUCUUUCUGAUUUCCCAUGCCCCGGAUAAGACUGUUUUCAGGAUCGUAAAUUCCUCUCCGUAUCAUGGCCCACGACAGACACUUUCGGACACGAGUUUCUGGAUUUUACUUCUGGGAAGCGACACUGUUACUAAGUUUGGUUGCCACAAAAGAAACGAACAGUGCAAGAUCUCGAAGCUCUCCAAUGUCACCUUCAGACUUUCUGGAUAAACUAAUGGGGAGGACAUCAGGGUAUGAUGCAAGAAUCAGACCUAACUUUAAAGGUCCUCCAGUUAAUGUCACAUGCAACAUAUUCAUAAACAGCUUUGGCUCUAUUGCAGAGACAACUAUGGAUUACAGAGUAAACAUCUUUCUUCGCCAAAAAUGGAAUGAUCCUCGUCUUGCUUACAGUGAAUACCCUGAUGAUUCUUUAGAUCUCGACCCAUCCAUGUUGGACUCCAUUUGGAAACCCGAUCUGUUCUUUGCCAAUGAAAAGGGUGCCAAUUUUCAUGAAGUUACUACAGACAACAAACUGCUAAGAAUUUUCAAAAAUGGAAAUGUUCUUUACUCAAUAAGAUUAACGUUAACACUUUCCUGCCCAAUGGAUCUUAAAAAUUUUCCAAUGGAUGUACAAACAUGUAUAAUGCAACUGGAAAGCUUUGGGUACACAAUGAAUGAUCUAAUUUUUGAAUGGCAAGAUGAGGCACCUGUGCAAGUGGCAGAAGGACUCACUUUGCCCCAGUUUCUGUUGAAAGAAGAAAAAGAUUUACGAUAUUGCACUAAACAUUACAAUACAGGAAAGUUUACUUGUAUAGAAGUACGAUUCCAUCUGGAACGGCAAAUGGGAUACUAUCUCAUCCAGAUGUACAUCCCCAGUCUCUUGAUUGUAAUUCUAUCCUGGGUUUCAUUCUGGAUCAACAUGGAUGCAGCUCCAGCCAGGGUUGCUUUGGGAAUAACGACUGUGCUGACCAUGACCACACAGAGUUCAGGGUCACGAGCUUCCUUACCAAAGGUUUCGUAUGUCAAAGCCAUCGACAUUUGGAUGGCAGUCUGCCUGCUUUUUGUGUUUUCCGCACUUCUGGAGUAUGCAGCUGUAAAUUUUGUGUCAAGACAACACAAAGAACUUCUGCGAUUUCGAAGAAAGAGAAAGAAUAAGACAGAAGCUUUUGCAUUGGAGAAGUUUUACCGUUUCUCAGACACGGAUGAUGAGGUGAGAGAAAGCCAAUUCAGCUUCACAGCCUAUGGAAUGGGUCCAUGCCUGCAAGCAAAAGAUGGUGUGACUCCAAAGGGCCCAAAUCACGCCACCCAGGUAAUGCCUAAAAGCAUGGAUGAAAUGAGGAAGGUCUUUAUUGACCGGGCCAAGAAGAUUGACACUAUCUCCAGAGCCUGCUUCCCAUUAGCUUUUCUGAUUUUUAACAUUUUUUACUGGGUUAUCUAUAAAAUUCUUAGGCAUGAAGACAUUCAUCAGCAACAAGAUUAAGUUUGUGGGGCAUUUAAACACUGACAUUCAAUUCAGAAGAGUUUCUUUACCAUAGGUGUGUGUAUGUGUGUCAGGAACAGAUUAAUAUUCUUUUCAUGGAUACCAAAUAUAUAUUAUGAGAAUUUUAUUUCAUAUUAAUUCAAAAUAAUCUAGAUUUUGUUUUCACAGUAAAUCAUGUCAGUGGAAUCUUUUCCUGCCAGUGUGUUUCUAUGUUAUAUAUUACCACAUAGCAGUAAAGAUGAAAACUGUGGAAUUUCUUGACUUUUAAUUAAGUGAUGUUAAAUGUUAAAAAGCAAGAUUUGCACAGUAAAUUUUAUGAAAAGAUAAUAAGAAGAUGAUGAAGAUAAUAAAGGUCAGUAGUUUGAAAUACAAAACUAUUUUGUUAUACUUUAAUUACAAAUAAAAAUAAGCAGACAAUUCAGUGGAAAAUUUACUUCUAUUAAUGGAGGAUUACAUGUAGAACACUAUAGAACUACAUACAUAAUGAGAAAUAUUUUUUAAAUGGAAGAUUAAAGACUCAUUGUUUAAAAAACUAAAUUCAGUUGCUUAGAAUAUGAAAUUUCCCUCUGUGGAAAGUUAAAUGACUUAUGAGAUCAUGUAGCAUACAAAAAUCUACUUGUCUUAAACUUUAUUUCUCUAGAAAUGCUGAUGGAAAUACUGAAAACAUGGUCAUUUUUAAACAAGCGUUAUAGUGAUUUAUUUUUAAUAACUGUCAAUAAAAAUUCAAGCCAGUAUCUUCACUUUUAUUGGAUUUUUAAUAAGCAUUCAUCUCUGCGUGAUAUCUAAUGUUUAUAUCUAGUGUUUUUAUACAACUGAAAAAAGUGCAACAAGGUAUUCGUAGUUUAAACUUAGACUUUAGAAUGUUAGAUAAUUAAAUUAUUUACAAUUUUAUUAAAUGAAUUCAGUAGAAACAAAAAUGGACUAUUUAAAUUUUUUUUUUAAAUUAUACUAGUUUUUCCCAUGAAAACUAUGUGGGUUCAAACUGUCUCCAACUAUAAGGACACAUGAUUUUAAUUUUAAAUUAUAUAAAUAAAUCAACUAUAUAGAAUAAAGAAUAUUUUAAUAUGACUGAACAAUUGUAUUCAAAAUAUAAGUCAUUCACAUAAUGGAAAUAAUAUUAGAUGAAAUUUUUACUUAAAAUGAAUCAAUAAUCCCCUAAGAUUAUUUCAACUAUAAUGGGACAGUGAUUUGUAUCAUGCAUGUUAUUAGGUGAACAUAUAUAGCAAAAAUUCUCAGUUAAAUUAAAGCAGUCUUACUCUUUUCCAGUUUUGUUAUUUUAUGCUAUUUUAAAAAUGUUUCAGAGUGCUUUUUAGAUAUUAUAAUUAUGAUUAGAUGUACUAAAUUAAAAUUCAGUGUGCCAGAUUAUUUACAGAGAAAAGUUCACACUAUAAGCAGUUAGCUCAGAUAUAAGAAAAAUAAGGCGGUUUUUUUUUUUUUUAGCCAGAUAAUACUAUUUUCUGAACUUCAGCCACUCAAAUGAAAAGCAGAAACUGCCAUUUAAAAUUUAAAAACUUUUCAAUGCUUCUAUCCUUUAUUCAAAUGUAGAUUUUAAAAGCAAUUUUUAAAAAAAACAUAAUGUAUGUACAGCAGUUUUUGCUGAGAAAAGGGUAAAUUCUCUUUUUUGAAAUUUAAAACAAGAGGUAAACAUCAACAUGUUUGGCAUUAUAUACAAGUGCUACAACUGAGAAAAUUGCUACCAUGCACUCUAUUUAUUUUGAAGAUUACCUACCCAAAAGUUAGCUGUGUCUUCAGCUGGUGUCUAUGAACUAAAACCAUGAAAACAUAUUCUUGUACUAAAGAUUAGAACAAGAUAUGUUAUUUGUGCUCUCUGACAAUUAGCUGAAGAGUUUAAAGUAUUGAUAAACUACAUUGUCUCAUUACAUUUAUGAAACAGCUGACUACAUUUUAUAUAUUGUACAAAUCGAAACUUUUAAAUUUUUGAAUAUUAAGUGAAUGCUGCCAGAAACAAAAAAAAAAUAAUCUAAUGAACAUAAAGAUACAUAUUCUCAAGAGAAAUUCAGAUAUCACUUGCUUUCCUGAGAAUAUCAAAAGUAUUUCAUUUUUUAAACCAGACACUUGAAAUAUAAAAUACCAACCAUGAGAAAACCUGUCAAUAAGAACCUGUUGAUACUGUAGAAAUCUCUUUAUCCCAAAAAUAUUCUGCAUUUUUAGGCAUAAUGUUCCUUGCCCAUAUAUAUCUAUCACUGCCUUCUUGCAUUAAAAGAUGCUUCACUUAUAAUCAAUAGUGACAAGGCACAUAUGGCUGAAUCUAAAACGUUGAAAGGAAUAUGUCCCUUCUAAUGAUUCAGACACUUUAAACUUGGAAAAAUUCACUGUAGUUACUAUCUUGAAUUGGUAUUCAUUGCAACUAGCUCUGUGUCAAAUCAAAAUAUUCUAAUGUAAGCCAACCAGAAAACCACUAAUGGUGAGAAAAUUUUAAAGUGUGCAUAAAUAGUACGAGUAACUAUUAUACAUUUAAAUUGGAAAUUAAUGUACAUAUUCUGAUGCAUUUUCAAAUAGCCGUGUUAGAAAGUAUGUGAUUUUUGUUAAAAUAUUUUAUAUCAACUUUUGAAAAGUAAUUAUGUACCCAGACUAUUGAAAUAUUUGUAUCCAUGUCAUGUAAGUUUUUAAGAAAGCAGGUACUAGGUAUAUAUUUGCUCAAACUUCUAUCUUUUCCAAACAUUAGAGUUGAAAUUGAAAUAUAAAUGAAACCUAGAACAUCCUUUACUACUUGAAACAGAUGCCAGAAUCAUUAGAAAUAAGAGACUCAAGGGUCUUUAAAAUGUCUCCAAUCUUUGCAGAAGUUUCUCCAUGCAUGACACACACGUCAAGAGCCCAUCCAAUUCACCUCAUCUUACUCCAUAAUGAAUUCCUGUUGAAUGGGUAUAGUCAGAUAUCUUUUAUCUCUGUUUUGAAUUAUUAAUAUUCAAGCAUCUAUAUACACCUGAAUGGCCAGGAUUUAAUGAAAUAUAAUGAAAAUUUUAGAAAAAACAUAUAAAAUAAAGCAACAUGUUUAACAGCAAAGAGCAAAUUGUUAACUAUUUUUAUGCGGUUGCAGCAUUAAUAGUUACACUAGUUGGAGAAAAUUGGGUGUAUCUUCUUUAUAUAUCCUUUUCAUCAAGAUCAUUCAUCUAUCUUACUUUUUUAAUUUUUAUUUUUCUUAUGUGUCUUCAAGACAUAAUUGUACAUUCUUCAUGGAGAAUUGGUGUGUGUACAUAACAUAAUUCAAGCAUUUUUCAUCACUUCUCUCCCUUUCUCCAUCUUUUGGUCCCCUCCCCUUUUGCAAAAGGUCUAUCUCCUUGUUUCUUGCUGUCUUCUACUUUUCCUUUUAAUUUUAUAUUGUUGGUUUCUCAUAUAAGAGAGACAGUCCUAUUUAAGCUUGUAUACCAUAUCCAUUUCACUUAACAUUAUGAUCUCAAUGUAUAUUCAUUUUCCUACAAAUGAUUCAAGUCUAUCCUUUAGGGCAGAGUUGUACUCCAAUGAGCAUGCUUUUUUAAGACAUAAAUUUCUAUGCUUAAUAUGAUGUACCUCUGUUUGCGAGUUACUUGACAGAAUUAAACAUUAUUGUAGGAGCUUAAAUUUUCCUUUUAUUCAUAAUGUACACAUUCUAAACUGAUUUGGGAGAAUUGGGACUUGCCAUAUUUAAAAUAGAAAAUAGCAUACUUUCAGUACUGAGAGUAGGAAGGAGACAAUAUUUAAUUCACUGUUGUCUCCUAGCAACAAUUUGGGAUAUUGGAAGAGCAAAGUUCUUGAAAAUGAAAAUAUGUCUAAUAAUUCUUAGUUACUAACAAUCUUUGAAGUCAUAAUAUCUCCACUCCAAACAGAUUUCAGAUACUUUGACACACUGAUAAUCCCAUAAAUCUCGAGGUUUACUAUCACAUAACACUUGUAUUUCUCAUCUACUUGAUGUUGAACUAGCAAAGAAAAGCAGCCACACCAAAUAAGCAUUAUGAACACGUAGUCAGUCAGUUUUCAUUGGUGCUAACGGAGCAAAGAUUAAAAUAAUGGGCUUUAUCAGUAUAUUAGGAGAGUAAUUGUGGUUUCCACUCACGUAAGCCAGUUUAAUUUAACAGUCUAUUCAAGGCAAAUAUAAUCAAUGAAAAUCUAACUGAAGAAAAUAAUAAUUAUUUUGCUUUGCUGAGUGAUUAGUCAGGAGUUAUCUUAAUGACGCAGAGAAAAUUGUUUUUAACUUUAGAAUUGCAAGCUUGUGCUUUAGAUUAUAACUACUUAUUAAACACAGUGAUAAUAAUUGUAUUUCUUGCUUGAUAAUUUAGGCUUUCAGUUGUUUAACUAGACUAUUAUAUUGCCUUUGUUUAAUUUCAAAACUGAGUUACAGGCUAUUACAGAAGUGCUGAAAUUCUCAGCACAAUCCUCUCUAGCAGACUACAAACUUAACUUGUAUUGCUAGUUACUGACUUUAUACGCAUUUCUGGGAAGGCUUUAUUUGCAAAACCACACAAUGUUUUAAAAGUUAAAUUUCAAAUAUCCUUUAAACUGGAUUCAAAGUGGUCUAAUAUGCUCAAAAAAUAUUGAAUUAGUUUUUGGCACAGCUUUUCAAAUAAUUCAGACAAAACCGCUUUCAUUAUCUGAAUCUACCUAAAUAAUGGGCAGUGGAAAUCUACAGCUGCAGAGGUCAGAAAUCUACAUUAGACCUGCAUUCUGAAGAUGACACUCCAGGCCACUAUGCUUUCACAAUUCUUUAUUGCAUCUUCUAUUUGGGGCCACAAAACCAUUCGCAGCACUGCAACAAUAAUCAUAACCAUCUUAUUGAUCAAACAUAAUAACCUUUAUCUAGCCACAUAGUCACUCUUUAUAUAACAGGAAAUUACUCACCUACCACUUGAAACUUAAAAUACACACUCUUUUUUUUCUGGCUUUUUACUUUAGACCAUGACGUCUAUUAUUGAAUCAUUUUGACUUUCAAAUGGAUGCCAAAACUGAUAAGAAGAAUUAUUGUUUGUUUAUAAAAAAGCAACCUGAUGCUUUUCAACACAAUAUAAUAAAACACAUAUGUAUAUGAACAUAAAGAUUCCUAUCUUGGCUUAAUGCAAAUAAUAUAUCCACUGCUAUAUUUAUUCUUUAUACAAAGAUGCAUAAAUAUUUUUAUUUUCUUACCCAUGUACUGCAAAGACUAGCAUAAUACAGCAAUCUCAGUAUGUGUUUACUGUUAUAUAAUCCUUACAUGAAUAAACACAUACACAAUUAGUUUCAUUAACUUUAAAAUCAGGCUUUUGGCCCAGUUCUGCCAUUUCAUACUAAUUUUAAGAAAUGAAUUUACGCUGAGGGUGUGGCUCAGUGACACAGCACCUGCCUGGUAAGCACAAGGUUAUGAGUUCAAUUCCUGGUACCAAAACCAACAAAACAAAAGAAUAAAAAAGAAAGAAAGGAAGGAAAAAAGAAAAUACAAAAAAGUGAAUUUGCAUAAGAAGACAGCUGUUAUGUAAUCCUUUAGGGGAAGAAGUGAUGUGUAUUCUUCCAUAGCAAAGAUACUUAGAAUUCAUGUAAAAUGUAAUUCCCUACAAUUUAAGCAUAAACAAUGAAAGGAAUAUAUCCUAGAAAAGCUUCUUCCAGAUAUAAAAGCAGAAAACUCUCAAGUUAGUAUCCUGUCUUCUAUUUACAUUUUCGUCAAUGCUGCUUGAUCUCAGUUCACUCAGUUACACACACACACACACACACACACACACACACACACACACACUCAGUCAUGCUAGGUAUUGUGAUCCUUCAAAUUAGAAAUACAAAAGAAGUCAUCUUUCCUAACCAAAGGCCUUAAUCAAUUGACCUAUUUUACAAUGUAAAUGACUCUAUGUGGGAAACAUGAAUAAUGCUAUCACUUGAUUUGGCUAUGACUUCAUUUUGAAGCCACAAUAUUUUAUCUAAAAAAUUCAGAAACAAAGCUAUCUAGAUCAAAUCUUGUUUCUAAUUCUUAAAGACAGAAAUCUUAAACACCACUUAGGGGUUAAGGGUGACUGCCUAGCAUGCUUAAGCUCUGCAUUUACUCCUCAGUAAAAAAGCACAACAAUAACAGUGAUAAUACCAAUGACAGUUACUAUGUAGGCUACCUUCGAAAUAACUAUGCCAAACAAUCCUUCCGAAAAUACAGCCAGUGGAGUUUUUAUCAUCUUAGAUAGAGUUUUCAAUUUUUAAAGUUCAUACAUAAGCAAGAUAGAAAGCUAACUUUAAAAUCAGGAGACACUUUUUUAAAAGGUGUUCAAAAUUUUUAAUUUUUUUUAGUAUACCAGAAUUCCACAUAUACACAUGCAUAAAGGAUUCUAAUAUACAAACAGAAUUCAGAACCGUGUGUGUGUGUGUGUGUGUGUGUGUGUGUGUGUGUGUGUGUGUGUGUGUAUGAUGUGGAUCUGGAAAUAUAUAAAUACAAAUUCCAACAUAGAAAAUUAUGAUUCAAUCUUCAACCGAUUAAACAAGUAUUAACUGAGCAACUUAGGUGUGCUUGGUAGGCACAGUGGUAAACGCUGAAUUCAGUAUCUUGCAGGGAGUCAUGAAAGUCUGCCUUAUCGAUGGUUUGCUGAUGAAAGGACUGACAUGAACACAGACAAGCCUAUUCCAAAACCACUCAAAUUAACACAAAGUUUUGUGUUUUUUCAAGCCACCUAUUUUAAUUAACUUUCAUUUAAAUUAUUGGAGUUAAAAAUACUCCUUUCAGCUUUCCAACGAAUGUUAAAAUCUUCAUCACCAUAUUAGCUAUGUUCUCCUCAUACCCAUACAUAUCAUACGUAGAUUGUUUCCUCGCUGAGGCCAGCCUGUUCCACUGUGUCAUAAUUCUGUAUCAUUAAAAAGUGAGUCCUCAGCAUGAAAUUAUUUUAACUUCCUAAAAACAUUUAAGCCUAUUCCAUUCUUUAUCAUGCAUUUUCUAAUAUCUGCUACCUACAUUUAGGCUCAAUCAAUAUAUUGUUAUUCAGUCAUCUAUUACAACUUUUAAUCUUAUUUAGACAAUUCAUUAGGUCAUUUUAAGUAUUAAACUAUAGGGAGACAUUUUCAGAUUUAUAAAAUAUAUAAAUGUAAAAUUAAUGGUCAGCCAGAUGUGGGACAAGCUUGUAAUCCCAGCACUCUGGAGACUGAGGCAGGAGAAUCACCAUGAGUUUCAGGUUAGCCUAUGCAGUAAGUUCUAAGCCAGUCUAAAUUACAUAUAAAGACCUUGUCUCAACAAAAUAAAAUAAAAUAAAGUAAAAUAAAAUAAGUCUAUUUAGAUAAAUAAAUACUAAUAAAAUAUAUGUAAAUUAUUUGCAGUAACUUUAAACAUCUUCCUGUAAUUUAGCAAUAAUUCCAAACAUUUAUAAGUACAGUUUGGAUACAAAGAUGCUAUACAAAAUACUACAAAGUAUUAUUAAUUUUUUAAAAAUCAGCUAGGAUAGGCAUAUUGUAGGGUAAAGUAUAAUAAACAUAUAGUGAAAUAAUUAUGCUGUUUUCCUUUGACAGUUGAUUUUUCUCUGGGGUGAUUUUAGCAAAUGCCCCUCAGGGAAGCCCACUUACACACAUUAUCUAGCUUGGUUUGGUAAUGUAGGAGGAAGUGAGGAACUGUGGAUUAAAGAUAAAUAAUAAAAGUCAAAUGAAAAGCUGAGCUUGUUGAUGUGUGAGUAAUUUUUGUGCUCCUUCAUUUUCAUCUCUAUGAGUUAUGUGAUAGCUUAUUUUAAAUCUGCAUUUUAAUCUAUGACACGUACCCAUUCAGGGAAAAAACAGAGUAAAAUACUUUGACAUUCUAAAGUUAUUAUAUAACAUGCUAUGGGAAAAGAUCAAAAAGAAAAUGUGCCAAA